AUGUCCCGCAUACUGCAGUCGGCCAUCUCUAUACUCCCGUUACUAAACCUUCAGCCCGUGACGGCGAUCUCACCGGCCACUGCGCCUGCGACGGCGACGGCGACGGCGACUUCAACUACAACCCCAACCGAAAUUGCGACGGUCUUGGAGUACGAAGAGCCUGAUUAUGCCAAUGGCACGGUCUUAGAGAAGCGCUGCGCAAAUCCCUGCGGCUACUAUAGCCAGCUCUGCUGCAGCUCUAGCGAGUCAUGUAGUACCAAUAGCAAUGGCCAAGCCGAGUGCGUAAGUGCUGGCGGCAGCGGCAGCUGGGAGUACUUUACCACAACCUAUGUCAGGACCGAGACGGAGACUGCUACGUUCACUUCCACAUGGAGCAGCUACAUCUCGGCUACUUCGUCCGGCUCCAGCUGCGAUGCCAGCGUCGGGGAGACUAUCUGCGGUAGUGACUGCUGCGGCCCUGCGUACGUCUGCUACAGCAACCAGUGCAUCUUGGGGAGUACAUCCAUUUGGGCCACGGGAACCGCCACACCGGCCGUCCGAGGCACGACUCUAUCGACAGCCACACACACGGCCUCGAUAACAACCACUCAGGGCUUUAUUGCUCCUGUUAACACGGCUGGCUCAACGGUGAUCGGAAUGAAAGCUUCAAGUGGUGGAUUGAGUGGUGGUGCGAUUGCAGGAAUCGUCAUCGGAACAAUUGCCGGCGUCAUCCUGUUGCUGCUACUAUGCGCUUGCCUGUGCUGCCGUGGUAUUCUGGACUCUCUCUUCGCUUGUCUGGGCUGCGGUCGUAGAAGGAGAAAGGAGACGACCUACGUCGAAGAGCGUUACCAUCGUCAUUCGCAUGCGCAUGGGGCCACUCGGCCUGAAGGACGGACCUGGUUCGGAAGCCGGCCUGCAGCUGCAACAUCAACUGCGGGCGAGAAGAAGAAGUCUUCCUGGAAUGGCUUGGCUACCGUUGGAAUUAUACUGGGCGCACUUGCACUGUGUCUGGGAUUGAAGAGAAGCAGAGACCACCGCGAUGACGACGAGAAGACGGAUUCCACAUACCCAAGUAGUUAUUACUACUACUCUGAUUAUUACACCAACGAUGGCAGCGAGAUCACUGAAGACCGGCGCACGCGAGAGACAAGACGCUCCAGACGAUCUCGUACGCGCUCACGAAGAUAA
This is a messenger RNA of Aspergillus japonicus CBS 114.51, 1167 nucleotides long. RefSeq lists its product as uncharacterized. The transcript is spliced from 2 exons. The record is from RefSeq and is a predicted model, not a curated record. Bases 1 to 1167 code for a protein of 388 amino acids. NCBI's taxonomy places the organism in Eukaryota, Fungi, Ascomycota, Eurotiomycetes, Eurotiales, Aspergillaceae.